AUGAACUUUACUUGGCAAUCAGAGGACCUGGAAACCCAAUAUCUGAGAUUGGAUGAUAACAGGCUAAGUUUUCGAGCCGCAGACUUGAGGCUGAGUGUAAUGUAUCAGAUCACCGCUAAUAAGACUGUCGAUGAUACGGCAUCCAUCUUCGCACCUGAUCCUAGGCUCUUCCGACCAGACGCAGAUCUGCUCCUUAUCUUUCUCUCGGGAAACGGCGUGACUUUCUACGAGCCAACAAACGACCCUUGGUAUCGAGGUUUCGUUCCAUGGGGAGAGGUUCAUGGUGUAUCCGGAGCUAGAGAAUGGACCAAGAACGUCUAUCGACCAGACGAAGCCGCUUCACCACUGGGCUGCAUCCAGCAGCAACAAUACUGUAAUGCAGAACACAAGUGCGGAGAACUUGCAAGUUUCUACGACUCCAUGACAACAGCCGCGCCUUUCUUUGAUACUCCCCUAGAGGUGAUUAAGUGGCCCACGAACGUCUCCUCUCAGACAUCAUCUCAGUUCUCCUGGUUCGAAGAUAUCAUUGCCUCUACGUACGAGCUUCGGGCCCUACUCACUGGUCUAGGCACUGCGUCUCUCGCAUCUCGUCGGGACUUCCAACUGGGAUUUAUGGCGCAGAUUCCCACCAACCAGUGGAAACUUGACGUUACUCACUGGUGGGCGACUGAGCUGGCAGGAGUGCAAGCGGCUUUUGUGAAUGCAGCUCAUGGCCCUAUUGACCCAUCGUUAUUUCAGAACACGGGGCGGCCCAGUAACAAAUACAUGGAAUCCUUGUGCCACAAUCAGAAAAUCCUAAGUACCGACUACACCUCUUUUAGUCUGUUUGGGCUGUACUUCACCUUCGCGCUUGGUGUUCUCAUCAUUCUUGUGUCCUACCUGCUCGAGCCUAUCUUCGAAUACCUCGUGCGCAGACGCAAAUAUGAGGAGUACAAAUAUCUUGAGUGGACCGGCAAUGAAACGCUUCAGCUACAGCGCAUGGCUUACCAGGGCCUGGGCUCGAAAGCAUGGUCGGGUUAUACAGACUCCGUACCCAAGACACGGCCAGGGUACUUUCUAGCGGACCUACACGUUGAAUAUGCAGUUGACCGAAGUAAGGAGGUCGGGUCAGCUAUAAAGAAAGAUGCACAAACCUCCAAUACCUGGGUGCCUCAGUCUCGGGCCAAUCCGAACGCAGACCGACAGGGAUCAGAGAGUGGGACCGAUGGCACAGAGUCUAGUACUGAUGUACAGAUCUCGCCAGCCUCAUACGAGCUAGUACUGCCGGCCGCCGUGUCUCCCUCAGGUGUUUCUUCGUUGGAAAUCCCACCAGGGUUGAUGUCCAGCGAGCUUAACGCGGGCGAGCCGAUCUCACCAAUCAGUCAGAUGUCGCAGCCAGAGUCAUUUAACCUGGCAGUGCCCUUAGCCUCCCAGUGA
This is a messenger RNA of Diaporthe amygdali, 1416 nucleotides long. RefSeq lists its product as uncharacterized. The transcript has 3 exons. The record is from RefSeq and is a predicted model, not a curated record. Bases 1 to 1416 code for a protein of 471 amino acids. NCBI's taxonomy places the organism in Eukaryota, Fungi, Ascomycota, Sordariomycetes, Diaporthales, Diaporthaceae.